Molossus molossus (Pallas's mastiff bat) is the source of this 1905-nucleotide messenger RNA. RefSeq names its product peptidase M20 domain containing 2 (gene PM20D2). Gene Ontology annotation, molecular function: dipeptidase activity. The record is from RefSeq and is a predicted model, not a curated record. The transcript has 7 exons. The coding region runs from base 24 to 1328 and encodes 434 amino acids. NCBI's taxonomy places the organism in Eukaryota, Metazoa, Chordata, Mammalia, Chiroptera, Molossidae.
ACCGGCCACCGAUUCUGGGCACGAUGAGACCUGGAGAGGAACGACCUGUGGAAGGGGGAGCCUGCGGCGGCGCCUCCGACUUGGAACUGCUGAAGCUGCGCGCGGCGGAGAGCAUCGACGAGGCGGCCGAGCGCCUGGGCGCCUUGAGCCGCGCCAUCUGGAGCGAGCCCGAGCUGGCCUACGAGGAGCACCAUGCCCACGGCGUGCUGACGCGCUUCUUCCAGGGCGAGCCACCGGCCGCCUCUUGGACGGUGCAGCCGCACUACCAGCUGGCCACCGCCUUCCGCGCCGAGUGGGAGCCGCCGGGGGUCCGGACGGCGCCGAGGCCGCUGCACCUGGGCUUUCUGUGCGAGUACGACGCGCUGCCUGGCAUCGGGCACGCCUGCGGCCACAACUUAAUCGCCGAGGUCGGGGCGGCGGCGGCGCUGGGCGUGAAGGGGGCUCUGGAGGGCCUCCCCGGGCCGCCUCCGCCAGUAAAGGUAAUUGUUCUGGGAACCCCUGCAGAAGAAGAUGGUGGUGGCAAAAUUGAUUUAAUUGAAGCAGGGGCUUUUAAAAAUCUUGAUGUUGUUUUUAUGGCCCAUCCAUCCCAAGAGAAUGCUGCUUAUCUCCCUGAUGUGGCUGAACAUGAUGUGACUGUGAAAUAUUAUGGAAAAGCAUCUCAUGCUGCUGCUUAUCCCUGGGAGGGAGUGAACGCAUUAGAUGCUGCUGUUCUCGCCUAUAACAAUUUGUCUGUGUUAAGACAGCAAAUGAAACCAACCUGGAGAGUUCAUGGUAUAAUAAAAAAUGGUGGUGUAAAACCCAAUAUAAUUCCCUCUUAUUCUGAAUUAAUCUAUUACGUCCGUGCACCCUCAAUGAAAGAACUUCCAGUUUUGAUCAAAAAGACAGAAGAUUGCUUCAGAGCUGCAGCUUUGGCUACUGGGUGCACAGUAGAAAUUAAAGGUGGAGCACAUGAUUAUUACAAUGUCCUUCCCAAUAAGAGCUUAUGGAAAGCUUAUAUUGAAAAUGGGGAAAAGCUGGGAAUAGAUUUCAUUUCAGAAAAUGAUGCAGUUUUGAAUGGCUCUUCAGGAUCUACUGAUUUUGGAAAUGUUAGUUUUGUCGUUCCUGGAAUUCACCCAUAUUUCUACAUUGGCUCUGAUGCCUUGAAUCAUACAGAAGAAUAUACUGAAGCUGCUGGAUCACAAGAAGCUCAAUUCUAUACUUUGCGUACAGCCAAAGCACUGGCAAUGACUGCGUUGGAUGUUAUUUUUAAACCAGAGUUGCUGGAAAGAAUCAGAGAGGACUUUAAAUCAAAACUUCAAGAAGAAGAGUUUUUAAAUAGAGUAGAAUAAAAGGAAGAUUUAGGAGCCACUUAUGGAUCAUUAAGAAGAAAUUAUGAUUUAUUUUCUGUAAUCUUUUUUGAUGAAGGAGGAGGGCAUGCUUGUUUUUCAAUCUUAGAGGAGUAAAAUCUCUCUUACCUAAAAAGUGAGGACCUGGUGUGGUGAAAACACAUCAACUCUUAGGUAAAUUAAAAUUUUCACAAGUUUAUAUUUGAUGGAAUUGUGAUCUUUCAGGAGCUGGUAUGUGGUUGCAUUUCUUAAACAACUUGGAUGAUACACGGUUUAUCAGUGAUAAUAGUUUAUAAAUCCAUAUGUUGUGUAAGUACAUUUCAAAAGAUCAUAGGGGCUUCAAAACUUAUAUUCAGAAUUUGACACAUGAAAGAUUUUUUUCUGGUAUAGGGUGGUAAAAUUGUUCUAUAAAGUAUUUUUAAAAUUCAAGUUCUAAAUUUGGGGGAAGUUCACUUUGAUGUCUGACUGUGUUUUGGUUUAGAGGCUGUUUUCAUUAAUAAUAAAAGUAGGUUUUUAAUCAGAAAUGCUGUGGGAAACAACCAGAAAUUCAGUACAAAGAAUAAGCUUUGGUUUUACCAUU